AUGAUUUUUAGACUAUUGUAUUCUAUAACUAGAACUAAAGUAUGAAAUCAUUUAAAAGCUAGUUAUCCUCCAAUAUUGAUUUUAAAAAGAGAUGCUUAAAUACUAGUAAAGAGUUUUUAAUUAGCAGGUAUACUCUAGAAUUGUAUUUUGAUAAAGUUGAUAAUAUAAUUAAGUCAACUCCAACCCUAUCCCUUCGAGGAGGAGGAUGCGUAGGAUCAAAAGCAAAGAUAAAAAGUCAAAUGUAAAACACAAUUCCUAUGAAUUACUUAUAAACAAUGAAAUUAAAUAGUCAAUUGCUUGUUGAUAAAUGUGAUUAACUUUUAGACAAUUUUUCUAGGAAUGAAAUAAUGAUGUCAUUAUAAUGGUUUUUUGAUAAUCGAUAUUGGAUUUGUGAAAUUUGUAAAAAUGACAAUUUAAUUUUAAUGCUCUAUGAUUUAGCAUUAAAUUAAUUUAGAUAGCUUAUUUCAGUUAUAUCAGUUUAUUUAAGAGGAUCAGGUUGUCUUUGUUAUUAUGUUUUGGAAGUUUGUAAUGAUUUAUUAAUGAUAAUUUAUACUUAUUAGCUAAAAGAUGAAUAGCGCGUACUAUUGGUUGAAGUACAUGAUGAAUUAUUAUCUAUGAUUGAUAUUAUCAAGCAAGAUCUUGAAGUCUAUUAAAAUUUUUGGACAAGUGGACUUGAUUUUUAGAUAACUCUAAUAAAAAUAGUCUUAAUAAAUAGUAGGACAAACUCUAAGGAAUAAUAAGAUAAAUUAAUAUCGAUUGCAUCCUCUGCAUUCUCUUCUUUAUUAUCACUUUCAAUAAGUGAAGAUUUUACAAAUGCAUUAUUUGAUUUUGCAAAAUAUUUGCUUAUUGAAAAAUACAACCAAUUUUCUUAUCCUAUUCAAACAUAUCAAAUAUAUUAUUUCUUCUUUCUGUUAAAAUGGAGCAUCAUAAAAAAUAUUCAAGAAUAGAAUGUAGUAAAUAAAUAAAUUGCAAAUCUUUAGUUAGGAUAUUAAUAAUAUGUUUAGAAUUCAGAUAAUUGGAUAGUACAUUUUUGUUGGAUAAAUACUGUCUCAGAUUUGAUUUCAUAUAGGUAAAUUAUAUCAAAAACGAUCUUUUUAAAAAACUAAGAUGAUAUGAAAUAAAAAUAAUUAUGGAAUUAAUUAAUUAAGCAAAAUAUUAUUUAGAUAUUGCCUUAUGAUAAAUAACUUGGGAAACUAAAUAAUAGUUGCUCCUUUAAGUCUAUUGAUUAUGAAACGGAACAAAUUUUAAAUGGAUUAGGUUUGGAAAGGAUGAAAUUUUUUUAAAAUGUUAUAAUAAACCAAAAAUUUUCUAAUAAAUAAAAUUUCUUUCAAUUUUAUGUAGAUUUUACAUUUAAAAAACUAAAAAAACAAGAAGAAAAAAACAAUCUACCACCAAGAUUUGAAUUAUUUGGUGUUGAUGAAUAAAUGAAGAAACUUUAACGGUUAUAAUAAUUGUUAUAAGUUAUUAAAGACAAAAUCUCAGAAUAAUAUAUUGAAAGCUAAGUUGAAUCAUCCCAAUUACCUUCAUAAGAUGUUUAAACAAAAAAUAACGGCUAUAAUUAUGAUCUAGUUUUUAAUAAAGAAGGAGAAGUUCAAUAAUUAGAGUUUAGCCUAUCAAAACUUUCAUAUUUACUUCAUGAAGUUGAUUUUACUAUGAUUGUUGAGAAAAAGAGAAUAGAAAUCUGCUAUGAAUAAGUUAAAUUGUAUGAAAAUUUAAAUCAAAAAGAUAAGCAAAAUUAGAAUUAAAAAGAUUAAAAUAAAGAAGAAGUUUAAUAAAAAUAGCUUGAAAAUAUUUAUGAUGGGUGGAUCAAAUUAGAUUUUCCAAAUAAAUACAACUAAAUUUUAGAUCAAAUUACAAAACUAAGAGGAUUUCACUUCAAAUUUUCUAAAUUUGAGAAAACAGAAUCCAAAUAGUAAUAAAAAUAAAUUCAAGAGAAUGAUUUAAAUUUAUUUAUCCGGGAUGCUUAGAUUUAAAUAGAAAAAUUUUUAUAAGAGCUUAAUAUUUAAUAAAAAUUAUUAUAGAACUUUUGGAGGCUUAACAAUAAGCUAACAUUCAUAACAAAUAAUGAAUAAUAAGAUUUAAAAAUAAGUGAAUUCUUAGUUGAUAUUAUUGAAAGGAAUAAAAUACAGUUUAUUAAUAAUGAAUACCAUAAAGAAUUUAAGGAAUUUCUUAUUCAAUAGAAAUUUCAAACUCUUGAAGAUAUAUAAAAAUUUGACCUGAAAAUAUAAAACUAUAUAAAAAUGAUGAAAAUUUUAAAAGGUUAGAAUAUGUAGAAAGUUUAUAUUUUUUCAAAAUUAGAGUUCAAUCUCAAAUCUACUUUAGAAACUAAAUAAAACAAAGAGCUUAAAUAAUAAGACAAUAACCAAUAAUAAGAAAUAUCAAUAAGUGCAUUGAUUUUGGAACAAAAAAAAGAUAUUGAAGUAUUAAUGUAGAAGGAUCUAAAAGAUAAAAAUUGUAUUGACACAAUACUUGAGUAAUUUGUAAAAUUAAGAGAUAGAAUUAUAGCUAAUUUUGCUUCUUAAUAGAAUAGCUUAGUAAUUUCAGCAUUAAUUCUAUAAACUUAACUCUAUAAUUCAUUUUUUAAAUUAAAUUUGUCCUCAUAUUAAGAUAUUGAAUAAUGCAAAAAAGAAAUAUUGGAGUUAUACCAAUAAUAUGAUUAAAAUUAAAUAUUAAAUAAUAUUCAAUAUAAGAAUACAUAAGAUCAAAUUUAGGCAGUAAGCAAUGAGUAGAAUGAGUAUUUAAUACUGAUUUCGGAAAAUAUAAAUGAAUUGAAUAACUAAAUAAUGAAUAUUAACGGAAUCAUUGAUAAUAUGUAAGAAUUAUCUAAGUAUGUUCAUUAAAAUUGUAUGGGUUUUGAGUUUUUUACUGAAGAUCAUUUUCAAAAACAUUUCUUAGAUAAUGUUAAAUCAAUAAUCAAAGAAUUAAUUAUUUAAUUAUAAUUAGAUUAAUUAUUAAAUGAAUUUAUAUAGAAUAAUUUAGAUAAAUAGUAAAAUUCAGGAACUUAAAUAAAAAAUAAAAUAAACUUUACUUUAAAAGAUUUUGCCACUAUUUUUUGUUAUUAUUAGAUAACUUCAUAAACAGCAGUUUAGAUAGAUAAAGACUACUAAGAAUUAUUAGAUAAUUUAGAAUAGGAAAUGAUAGUGGAAAGAAAAAUCUAUGAUUUAAGUAAAGAUUAUAUAGUUCGUUAAUGUUUCCUCUUUCAUUUAAUAAAAAUUUAAUCCUAAGUCCCUGAAAAAGAAUUAUUAUUGCUUUGUCAAGAAUAUAUAAAACGAAUAUGGAUGAUAGAAAAGGAUGAAAGUGUUAGAGCUUUUCUAAAAAAUAAAGAGAUGAUAGAAAUCUAAAAAUUACUAUUCUCUCAUGAUCUAAAAACUUUCUCUUCAAGUAUGAAAGAAGAGAUGAAUUAAAAAUUGAAGGAAUUGGAUGAUAUUGAAUAAGCAAUUCGUUUUGAAGGCAAUCAAUCUAAGCGAGAUGAAUUGUCAAAAUAAUUAACAAACCAAUAUGAGGAGCUUGAAGAAUUUCUAGAUAAUAUUUCUGAAAUGUCUUAGCAAUUGGAUAUUACUUUAAUCUUUUUAAAAGAACUUUUAAAAAAUAUAAAAUAAAUAAAAAAGAAAAUAGAUGAUCUCUAGGAAUCAAUAAAUGAGAUUGGAAAUGAUGUGAGAAAAUUAAGAGGAAAAAAAUAUGAUGAGUUGCUUUUAAUAAGAAAAGAAAAGGUGUUAUCUUAAGCUUAUCUUUUGGAGGUUGAUUCUGUAUACAUUCCACUAAAAACAUAGGAAAUCAAUCCAGUUACAGGGUAAGUCUAAAACACUCUUUCAGGUUAAACAUUUUCUGAGUUGCUUGUUGAAGAGGUUAGAUAAAACAAAAUAGAAGGGAGGGAAGGAGAAGUGAAUUAAUUUAUCUAUGAUGAAUAAUAAAAAGAUGUAAUGUUGAUAAAAGGUCAAGCUGGUUCGGGUAAAAGUCGAGCAGCUAGAAAAAUUGAAGCUUAUCUAUGGAAACAAAAAUUAGACGAAAAGGAUUGGAUUCCAAUAUAUAUAUCAUUACCAUAAUUAAAAAACCCAAAAUUUAAUCUAUUGGACCAAACACUUGAAUCAGAAAAUUAUGGGUUUGAUAAGUUGCAAUUAAAAGAUUUUAAAGAAGCAAUUUCGAGUAAUAAGAUUAAAUUAGUGUUGAUACUUGAUAGUUACGAUGAAAUGAAGCAAGAUUGUAUAUAAUCCAAUUUAAUAUUAACAAAUAGAUUAAUCUAAGAUCUUAAUUAAGUUGAUUAAAUAAAAAAAGUAAAAUUUAUAAUAACAACUCGUAAAGAAAUAUUAACAAGUUUAGGAUAUUAAACAUGGUUUUAUGGCGAAAGCCUAUAAACACUAAAAGAAGUCGAAAUCAUGAAUUUUGAUAAACAACAAAGUGAGAAUUACCUUAAACAUUAUGUUAAAUUGAGUAUUAAAAGAAGAAUUAAAUCAUCAUAUGAUUUUGUUAAGUAAAUAAAACAAUAGAAUUUAGAUGUUAAAGAAUUUUUAGAGAUUUGGAAUAAUAUUUUAGAUUAAGUAGAUGAUGAAGAUGGAAUUAAUGAGAAUUCUACUAUGUUACUAACUGAUGAAUAAAUUGAGAAUAUUUUGGAAAUUAUAUAAAAAUAACCUGCAUUCCAAUAUGUUUAAGAAGAUUAGUUAAUUAUCUUAAAAAAAGAACUUAAAGAUUUAUGGAGUGCAGGGUUAUUUAAUAAAACUAUUGAAAAUCUAAACAUUUAACAUUUCUUAUAGACUCCAUUUAUGCUUGAAAUAGUAGUCUAAACUCUUCCAAACCUUUCUUAAAAAUAUAAAGGAUCUCAAGAAAUUAAGGAAAUGUUUCAGAAGAACUUCUUAAUACUAAAAAGUAAGGAAAAUCUAUCAAAAAAGAAAUUAUCAAAAUUUAUUUAUUAAGAGUAAAAAAAAGUACAAAUAAUUGUAGAGGAAAAUACAUAUAAGUAAAGUGAAAUUGAACAAGAUUAAGAGGAUCAAUAAGAUUUAAAAAGUUUAUAAAUUAUUCUUGAAAAAUUAGAAAGUUAACACUUUUUUGAAAAGUAUUCAAUAACUGAUAUAUCUUUGAUAAACAAUUAAAUAAUAAAUAUAAGUGAAGAUGAUUUGAAAAUUGUAAUUGCUGCUUUGAAAAUGAAGAUAUUUACAAUUUAUGAAUUCUAUUAAAACUUUAUAGAAUUUUAUCAUGAAUAAUAAAUAUAGAAACUAAGAUAAUUGGGAAAAGUUGAAAAUGUAGAUAGUUUUACGAUAGAUUUAUUAUAAUUUUCAGAAUCAUUAGCUAUAGAAAUGACAAUGAAUUAAACAACAUAAGUUAAUUAUGAACAAAAAGGUAGAUUAAAAUUAAAAAAUCAUUAUUUUGACUAAAAUAAUGAAGAUGAUUGGAAAAUAUAAUAUUUUGAUGAUUUGGAAGAUGACUAUAGGAAAGUUGUUAGAAGUUCAGCAUUGAUUAAUGUGAAAGGGAAAAGCUAUACAUUUAAUCAUAAAUCUUUAUAAGAAUUUUAUGUAGCCAAACAUAUAAAUAAUUUAAUUGAUAAACUUUAAUUCAUUGACAAUUAACUUACUCAAAGAAGUGUAAGUUAUUUAGAAAAAUCAGUAUUUAAUAAGAAAGAAUUUAAUAUCUCUUUUGAAAAUUACUUUGGGUCUUUGAGAAUAUUAAAAGAAAACCUUAAACUUAAGAAUGAAAAUAACCUUAAAUUAAUUUCUAUUGCUAAAUUAUCUGUAAAUGAAAAAUUAAAAAUAGCUUCUUCAAAUAGUUUUUGUUUAUUAAGUUAUUUAUAAGUGUAUCUAGGAGAGCAAGAUUUUUCAGGUAUACAUAUAGAAAAGACAACUCUUAAAGGAUUAUCUUUUUAUAAAAGCAAAUUUAAAAAAUCUAUUUUUAAUGAAGCCAUUAUUGAUUCAUGCCUAUUUGAUCAAGCUAAUUUGGAAGAGGCAAAAUGGACAAAUAUGAUAUGUUCUGAGAAACCAUUAUUAUAAGGACAUAAUGGUANGAAAAUCUAAACAUUUAACAUUUCUUAUAGACUCCAUUUAUGCUUGAAAUAGUAGUCUAAACUCUUCCAAACCUUUCUUAAAAAUAUAAAGGAUCUCAAGAAAUUAAGGAAAUGUUUCAGAAGAACUUCUUAAUACUAAAAAGUAAGGAAAAUCUAUCAAAAAAGAAAUUAUCAAAAUUUAUUUAUUAAGAGUAAAAAAAAGUACAAAUAAUUGUAGAGGAAAAUACAUAUAAGUAAAGUGAAAUUGAACAAGAUUAAGAGGAUCAAUAAGAUUUAAAAAGUUUAUAAAUUAUUCUUGAAAAAUUAGAAAGUUAACACUUUUUUGAAAAGUAUUCAAUAACUGAUAUAUCUUUGAUAAACAAUUAAAUAAUAAAUAUAAGUGAAGAUGAUUUGAAAAUUGUAAUUGCUGCUUUGAAAAUGAAGAUAUUUACAAUUUAUGAAUUCUAUUAAAACUUUAUAGAAUUUUAUCAUGAAUAAUAAAUAUAGAAACUAAGAUAAUUGGGAAAAGUUGAAAAUGUAGAUAGUUUUACGAUAGAUUUAUUAUAAUUUUCAGAAUCAUUAGCUAUAGAAAUGACAAUGAAUUAAACAACAUAAGUUAAUUAUGAACAAAAAGGUAGAUUAAAAUUAAAAAAUCAUUAUUUUGACUAAAAUAAUGAAGAUGAUUGGAAAAUAUAAUAUUUUGAUGAUUUGGAAGAUGACUAUAGGAAAGUUGUUAGAAGUUCAGCAUUGAUUAAUGUGAAAGGGAAAAGCUAUACAUUUAAUCAUAAAUCUUUAUAAGAAUUUUAUGUAGCCAAACAUAUAAAUAAUUUAAUUGAUAAACUUUAAUUCAUUGACAAUUAACUUACUCAAAGAAGUGUAAGUUAUUUAGAAAAAUCAGUAUUUAAUAAGAAAGAAUUUAAUAUCUCUUUUGAAAAUUACUUUGGGUCUUUGAGAAUAUUAAAAGAAAACCUUAAACUUAAGAAUGAAAAUAACCUUAAAUUAAUUUCUAUUGCUAAAUUAUCUGUAAAUGAAAAAUUAAAAAUAGCUUCUUCAAAUAGUUUUUGUUUAUUAAGUUAUUUAUAAGUGUAUCUAGGAGAGCAAGAUUUUUCAGGUAUACAUAUAGAAAAGACAACUCUUAAAGGAUUAUCUUUUUAUAAAAGCAAAUUUAAAAAAUCUAUUUUUAAUGAAGCCAUUAUUGAUUCAUGCCUAUUUGAUCAAGCUAAUUUGGAAGAGGCAAAAUGGACAAAUAUGAUAUGUUCUGAGAAACCAUUAUUAUAAGGACAUAAUGGUAGUGUUGUUGUAAUAUAAUAUUCAAAUAAUGGUAAAUUGAUAGCAAGUGCAGAUUCACAAAAAGUUAUAAAAUUUUGGGAUGUUACAACAUUUUAACAAGAAGGAGAAAUUAGUGAUAUUUCUGGUAUACCAAAAUACUUAGUAUUCUCAGAUGAUGAUUAACUUUUAUUUGUAUGUAGUGAUACAAAUAUAAUUGAGACUUGGUAGAUAAGUGAUCUAAAAAAAAUCAUAAAAUCAAGUUGUGUAAUAAAUAAAUAAGAAAAAAUCAUAAAAAUGCAGUUGUCAUAAAAUGAAAAAGAAUUAUUAGCUGUUGAUCUUAACGGAUUAAUAUAAUUUUGGGAUAUCAAUUUAAUAAAAACAAAUUUUAAUGAAAAAGAUGGAUUCAUUCUAAAAAGCUCUGACAGUAAGAUAAAGUUUAUUUCAUUUUUUAAGAAUGGCUAAAUGUUGGCAUCUUUAAGUGAUGACAAAAAAGUUACACUUUGGGAUGUCAUAGAAUAAAAAGUAGAAGCUAUAAUAGACAUUUCUUUUCCAAUUACUUAUUUAGCAAUCAAUUAAACAUCUGAAUUUCUUGUUUGUGUAUCUAAUGAAUCAGAGUCUGAUAAUUUGUCUGUUUGGAAUAUUCAAAACAUUAACUAUCCUUAUUUAUUACGUAAUUCUUCUAAAUAUCAAAUUAAUAAUAUAUAAUUCACUACAGAUAAUUAGAAAUCAAUAGAAACUCUUUAAGAUGUAAUUUUAAUUUAAAAUAGUAGCAACAUAUCAGAAUAAGAAGAAUAUUAUUAAAUAAUUAAUUGUACUUGUAUAGAUUUCUCACCAGAUGAAAAUUUAAUAGCUAUAAGUAUUGAAAAAUAAAUCUCACUAUGGUCAUUAUAAACAAACACUCCAAUAACUACUUUGGAAAAUGAUUCACUAGUCAAUGAACUUAUAUUCAUUGAAUAAGGAAAAAAACUAUUAAGUGGAAAUUAUUAUUAAGGUGUUAAACUUUGGUCAGUGGAAAAAUGUCAACUUAUUAAUUUCUUUUAAAUUUCCUACACUUAAAAUAUAACAAUAUCCUCUAAUUAUGAUAGAAUGGCUAUUAAAAAAGAUGGAUAAGGAUUAGGAGUAGUAAUAAUAAAUUUAGAUCAACUCUAGUUUAACAUAAUCGAUAAUAAUGGUAUGAAAGUCUCUAUUUCAUAAAAUGAUUAAUUAUUUGUGAUUAAUUACAAUUAUAGGGGAAAAACAUAAUAUGUUAUUAAUCUAGAUAAUGACUAAUAAGUUGAAUUCGAGAGCAGUAAGAAUAAUUUUGAAUAAUGCAUUUUUUCUCAUUAAUCAUCUCUUUUCGCUAGUUUUAAUAAAGAUUAAUAAUUACAAAUUUGGACCUAUGAAGGGGUGAAAUUUUCUCUAAAACAUGAAAAACAAUUUGAUUAGAAGAUUUCUUGCAUGAUUUUUUCUUUUGAUGAUAAAUAUUUGGCUAUGACAUCCUAAACAGAUUAAUUAAUAAAAAUAUGGGAUUUUUCUUUAAAUUCAAUAUAUACAUUAAAAGAAUCAAUUAAUGAAGUAGGAAACUAUGAUUAUUAAUUAUCUCCAGAUAUCUGCUUUUCUUGCGAUAGUCUAUAAGUUGCAUUCUAUAAUAGUGAUGAAAUAAAAAUUUGGAACUUCCUUUCUAACUAAACUAAUUCUAUUUUUAAAGACGAUAAUUCGAAAGUUAGAACUAUUGCAUCUUCUCCAAAAUAGAAUAUAUUUGCUACAUCUAGUGAAGAAUUGACUAUCAAAUUUUGGCAUUUUGAGACAAAAUAAUUAUUGCAUUCAUUUUUCACAGGAGAAUUGACCAAAUGUUUAUGUUUCACAUAUAAUGGAAAAUAUUUAAUUAGUGCAAGAAACAUUUUGAAGCUAUGGGACAUAUCAAAUUUUCCAUAAAUCAAAUUAUGUGCUGCCACAGAUUCUUUUUAAGGCUAUAAUGUAGAAAAAAUAUGUUGCUUACAUUAAACAUAAGGUAUUUUGUGCUGUUGUUCUUAAAUGAGUUAGGUGAUUAAAUUUGAUGAAUUUAAUUAUUUAGGAGUAUUAUAGGGUUCGGAUUAAUCGAAAAUUCAAUGUUAAUUUUCAGCUGAUAACCUUUUUUUAGUUGGUGGAAUAGAUGAAAAAGUUAUUAUCUGGGAUAAUGAUAAAAACUAUCAAAUAGUAUUCACUUAUCCAUUUCCUGAUAUCAUUUAGUCAGUUACUUAUUGUUAAGAUUAAGAAAGACUUGUUGUAACUAUUCCAUCAGGGAUAUAUAUUUUGAAUAUCAAAUCAACCAAUAUACUCGAAGUAAUUCCUAAUUUGAAAUCUGCAUUUUAUGCCAAAAUGUUUUAAAAUGAUAAAUAUCUCUUUACAAAAGAAGAUAAAUCUUUUAAAAUUUGGAGAAAUGAUGGAGAUAAUCAAUUCACUUUAAUUGACUAUUAUAGUUUUUAAACAAGAGAAAAAAUUGCUUUUUCAUAGGAUGGAAAAUAUUUAGCAAAACUAAUAGAUGAAUAUUAUUAGAAAUAAAUAACAAUUUAUCCUGUAGAUUUGAUAUGUAAACGACGAUUUAUUCUGAAUAAUGAUUAAAGUACAAUAAGGAUAUCAAAUAACUUAUAAUAUUUAUUAUAUGGGAAUUACCAACUUUCUAAAUUAUCCUAUUUUGAAUCGAAUGUUACUAUUGAUGAAUUCACUGAAUUAGGAUAUUUUGAGUUUAGCCCAGACAAUGAAAAUAUAGUUUUUCAGAAUGACUAAAAUUACACAUUAUACAACAUUAAAUCAAAAUAAAAUAUUUCUUAAUUUAGCAAAUAUAAAGAUUAAUAAUCAAUAUAUAGAUAUUCAAAUUCAUAUUCAGUUUAAUUUUCAAAUGAUGGGAAGAUUUAGUAUUAGCAUAUGAAUAAAUAAUUCUUGUUAAUCUCACAGACAUUAAUAAACCUUAAUUUAUCGGAAUUAUUCAAGAUAAAAUAACUUCUGUUAAUCCUAAAACAUCAUCUAAAUAUCUAGCUUCAACUUUAGGUGAGAAUUCUAUUUAAAUAAAUGAUUUGA
This is a messenger RNA of Paramecium primaurelia, 10273 nucleotides long. Lineage: Eukaryota; Ciliophora; Oligohymenophorea; Peniculida; Parameciidae. The record is from the annotation of a GenBank genome assembly.